Molecule: messenger RNA, 3042 nt
Organism: Lemur catta (Ring-tailed lemur)
Lineage: Eukaryota; Metazoa; Chordata; Mammalia; Primates; Lemuridae
Gene: SRPRA
Product: SRP receptor subunit alpha
Exons: 14
Coding region: 147-2063 (638 amino acids)
Biological process (GO): SRP-dependent cotranslational protein targeting to membrane
Cellular component (GO): signal recognition particle receptor complex; endoplasmic reticulum membrane
Molecular function (GO): GTP binding; GTPase activity; ATP hydrolysis activity
Source: RefSeq, a predicted model, not a curated record
GGAAGCCCGCGGCUCGGGACGGAAGUGCGUCUGAGCCGGUUUCCGGGGCUGCUGGUGUGACGUGUCCCGCGCCUGGCGCAGCAGGAAACGGCGGCGAUCGCGGCCUGAGCUCCCGGCGCCGGCCCAGCUGCUCUCCCGCCGCCGCCAUGCUCGACUUCUUCACCAUCUUCUCCAAGGGUGGGCUCGUGCUCUGGUGCUUCCAGGGCGUGAGCGACUCCUGCACCGGGCCCGUCAACGCGCUGAUUCGUUCGGUGCUGCUGCAGGAGCGGGGAGGUAACAACUCCUUCACCCAUGAGGCACUCACACUCAAGUAUAAACUGGACAACCAGUUUGAGCUGGUGUUUGUGGUUGGUUUUCAGAAGAUCCUAACACUGACGUAUGUGGACAAAUUGAUAGAUGACGUGCACCGGCUGUUUCGGGACAAGUACCGCACAGAGAUCCAACAACAAAGUGCUUUAAGUCUAUUGAAUGGCACUUUUGAUUUCCAAAAUGACUUUUUGCGGCUCCUUCGUGAAGCAGAGGAGAGCAGUAAGAUCCGCGCUCCCACUACCAUGAAGAAAUUUGAAGAUUCUGAUAAGGCCAAGAAACCUGUGAGGUCCAUGAUUGAGACACGGGGUGAAAAGCCCAAGGAAAAAGCAAAGAACAGCAAAAAAAAGGGGGCCAAGAAGGAAGGUUAUGAUGGCUCUUUGGCUACCAGCAAAGCAGUCCCUGCAGAAAAGUCCGGUCUCCCAGCAGGGCCUGAGAAUGGAGUAGAACUUUCCAAAGAGGAACUGAUACGCAGGAAGCGAGAAGAGUUCAUUCAGAAGCAUGGGAGGGGUGUGGAGAAGUCCAGCAAGUCCACGAAGUCAGAUGCUCCAAAGGAGAAGGGCAAAAAAGCACCCCGGGUGUGGGAACUGGGUGGCUGUGCUAACAAGGAAGUCCUGGAUUACAGUACUCCGACCACCAAUGGAGCCCCUGAGACUGCCUUAUCUGAGGAUAUCAACUUGAUUCGAGGGACUGGGCCCCGGGGGCAGCUUCAGGAUCUGGACUGCAGCAGCUCAGAUGAUGAAGGGGCUGCUCCAAAUUCUACCAAACCUAGUGCUACCAAGGGGACGCUGGGUGGCAUGUUUGGGAUGCUGAAGGGCCUUGUGGGGUCCAAGAGCUUGAGUCGUGAAGACAUGGAAUCUGUGCUGGACAAGAUGCGUGAUCAUCUCAUUGCUAAGAACGUGGCUGCAGACAUUGCCAUCCAGCUCUGUGACUCUGUUGCCAACAAGUUGGAAGGGAAGGUGAUGGGGACAUUCAGCACGGUGACUUCCACAGUAAAGCAAGCUCUGCAGGAGUCCCUGGUGCAGAUUCUGCAGCCACAGCGUCGUGUGGACAUGCUCCGGGACAUCAUGGAUGCCCAGCGUCGCCAGCGCCCUUACGUCGUCACCUUCUGUGGUGUCAAUGGAGUGGGGAAGUCCACUAAUCUCGCCAAGAUUUCCUUCUGGCUGUUAGAGAAUGGCUUCAGUGUCCUCAUUGCCGCCUGUGACACAUUUCGUGCCGGGGCAGUGGAGCAGCUGCGUACACACACCAGGCGUUUGAGUGCCCUACACCCCCCAGAGAACCAUGGUGGCCGUACUAUGGUGCAGCUGUUCGAGAAGGGCUAUGGCAAGGAUGCUGCUGGCAUUGCCAUGGAAGCCAUUGCCUUUGCACGUAACCAGGGCUUUGAUGUGGUGCUGGUGGACACGGCAGGCCGCAUGCAAGACAAUGCUCCCCUGAUGACUGCCCUGGCCAAACUCAUCACUGUCAAUACACCCGACUUGGUGCUGUUUGUGGGAGAGGCCUUAGUAGGCAAUGAAGCUGUGGACCAGCUGGUCAAGUUCAAUAGAGCCUUGGCCGACCACUCUAUGGCUCAAACACCUCGGCUCAUUGAUGGCAUUGUCCUUACCAAAUUUGAUACCAUUGAUGACAAGGUGGGAGCUGCUAUUUCUAUGACGUAUAUCACGAGCAAACCCAUCGUCUUUGUGGGCACUGGCCAGACCUACUGUGACCUACGCAGUCUCAAUGCCAAGGCUGUGGUGGCUGCCCUCAUGAAGGCUUAAUGUGGCUCUUGCCCAAUACCAAAUCGCUGCUUUCACCCACAAGCCGCUAUUCCUGUAUCAAGAAUGUGCUUUCGAGUAUGUGAGCAACUCAGUCUUCAGUGUAGUACAAAGGCAGAGUGAGGGGACCGCGGCUCCUUUAACCCCAGUCCCCGUUCAGCCUAGCCUCAACCUGCAGGGAGGGCCUAAUCAUGUUACAAUCAUUGUCCCCCGACCCCACUCCCCAUGGGCCUCCCCCUUGCUACACAGGCAUCCCCUUCACUCUGCCGACAAACUCAGUCUCAUUACAGCUUUGACCAGUAGUUAGGAGACCCAGCACCAGAGCUUUGCUCGCUAGUGUGGUCACGGAGCCGUCUGAGCCUAAUGUGCAUUUUGAAGUCCCAGCUCCGUUAGGUUCAGAGACUCUUCCAGUUCCAGAGCCAGCUCUGGGUCUUGAAUGGCACCUCUAAGAUAUACAAGCUCACAGGUCCCCAGAGGCAGGAUGAUACCCACCUCACUGUGGCAGUGUGUGGCCUGUUGUUAAUUGCUGCUAAUUCUAAUUCUGACGACCCCUACCCCUUUGUUUCCUCAAAAUAUCAGCCAGGCCAGAGUGACAUGUUACAAAUGACAAAAUAUGAGUCCCUGCUUCCCUCAGAAAUAAGGGAGCUGAGCUACAGUGUUGCAUUGGGCUUUUGAGCCUUCAACUCUUCCCCACUCCCAGAUCCAGACCCAAGCUUUGCAUGUUCCCCUUCUUGGGAGAAAACCAACUGUCAGAAGGGUAUGUGUUGUCCCUCCCCCUCCACCUUCCUGAGUGGUCCUGGCUCUUCCUCAGCCUUCUCCUCUACAGUGCCUGUAGACAAGAGCUACACUGAAGAAUACAAACUUCUCAUUAAGACUUGUCCUGUAGCUUGGCAUUACAGAUAUGCUAUUAGUGCAAUAAGGUGAAGGCUGUCUGCCCAGAGAAAUACAUAAUUUAUAUAAGAAAAUAAAUUUCAUAAAUAAA